Xiphophorus couchianus (Monterrey platyfish) is the source of this 5377-nucleotide messenger RNA. Its product is annotated as voltage-dependent calcium channel gamma-4 subunit. Gene Ontology annotation, cellular component: AMPA glutamate receptor complex; voltage-gated calcium channel complex; postsynaptic density membrane. The transcript has 4 exons. Gene Ontology annotation, molecular function: channel regulator activity; voltage-gated calcium channel activity. Bases 744 to 1745 code for a protein of 333 amino acids. Lineage: Eukaryota; Metazoa; Chordata; Actinopteri; Cyprinodontiformes; Poeciliidae. The record is from RefSeq and is a predicted model, not a curated record. Gene Ontology annotation, biological process: transmission of nerve impulse; postsynaptic neurotransmitter receptor diffusion trapping; regulation of AMPA receptor activity.
UAAAAGUCGAACGCAAAUCAGAUUUUCCUCUCCGCCUGCACUAAUGUAGACAUUUUGAAGUAGGGAUUAGCGGUCAGUUGACUUAAAUGUCUUUCCCUGUGCGUUUUUCUUUUCUUUUGUCGUCAUAAAAUCCCCCUCAAGUCACCACCGUUCGUAGCAACAUCUCUUUUUGCUCUGGUUAUGUUUCCUUCUCACUCGUUUCCGCUCUCGGUUUUUGGCUUAAAGCGCUGGAAGGUGUGGCCUGGAUGCGCCAUCCAUUGUGCGCCUUAAUGCCAAACAGUAAACUGUGAAGAGAAGCGUCUCUGCGGCUGGUUAGUGCACAUUUGUUUUUUUUUCUUCUUCUUCUUUAUUUCUUUCUUCCUUUCCUUUUUUUAAAAAAACUGUUAAUCUAUCGACAAAAAAACUUUACAGGCUCGUCAAAAGAUUUCUUUCUUCAUUAUUAUUAUUUCCACCUGUGGCUUUUCUAAUCGUCGCCCUCAGCGGAAUAAUAAUAAUAAUAAUAAUAAUAAUAAUAAUAAUAAAAAAGAAGCUGUGCAGAUCUGAGCUCCGCGCGUCUCUCGUACAGAACUCUGAUUGAAGUUUAAGGAGGAGGGAAAAAACAACAGGAAAAGGAAGAACUAACCGAGAAAGGAUCGACUCUUGGUUUUUGGCAGCAGCCAGCGAUUUCUCCACUGGGCAUCAACGCGCCUCGCGUUGCGUGCGUAAACCGCUGGUGGUGGAGGAUGCUCACAGCAUGAGACGCCAUGGCAUGGUGUGACCGAGGGGUUCAGACUCUGUUGGCCAUCGCGGGGGCCUUCGCCGCUUUCAGCCUGAUGACCAUCGCCAUCGGCACCGACUACUGGCUCUACUCCCGGGCGUACAUCUGCAACGCCACCAAUGUCACCGCUGACGACACCCAGAUGCAAACCAAGAAAGUGAAAGGGGACCUGACGCACUCCGGACUGUGGAGGAUCUGCUGUAUCGAAGGUAUCAACAGGGGAAGCUGCUUUUGGAUCAAUCACUUUCCGGAGGAUAACGACUACGAUACAGACAGCUCAGAGUACAUCUUACGUAUAGUUCGCGCAUCGAGCCUCUUUCCGAUUCUCAGCACAGUCCUCCUGAUGCUGGGUGGCCUGUGUGUCGGAGUUGGACGUUUAUACACCAGGAAGAACAACGUCUUGCUCAGCGCAGGCAUCCUGUUUGUGGCUGCAGGCCUCAGCAACAUCAUCGGCAUCAUUGUUUACAUCUCCAGCAACGCCGGGGACCCCAGCGACAAGAAAGACGAGGACAAGAAGAACCAAUACAACUACGGCUGGUCCUUUUACUUCGGCGCCCUCUCCUUCAUCGUGGCGGAGUCGGUGGGCGUACUCGCCGUCAACAUCUACAUCGAGAAAAGCAAGGAGACGCGAUUCCGGGGCAAGCGGGACUUCAUCAGAGCCACCUCGUCCUCUUCGCCGUACUCCCGCAUACCGAGCUACCGCUACAGACGGAGGCGUUCGCGCUCCAGUUCCAGAUCGACCGACCCGUCCCGCGAAGCUUCCCCCGUGGGAAUGAAGAUGGGCGGCGGGUCUGGAGGCGUGGGGCUGGGGAUGGGUCUGCCCAUGGGGGAUAUAUCCAUGUACACUCUGAGCAGGGACCCUCUGAAGGGCGGAAGUGGGCCCACAGGGCUGUACAGUCCCGAGAGGAAUACCGGGUUUUUACAAGUGCACAACUGUUUCCAGAAGGAUGUGAAAAACGGGGCGAACCGGAGGACGACCCCCGUAUGAGGCCUGGAUCUCGUUACUGGGUUGAGCGGUGCGCUUUAUCAAAUGUUGCGCCGCUGAUGAGAAACAACAGUUUGUCAUGCGACACAUCACAAAGUGUGUGAGAGUAUGAUUUUAUUAUAUGACUACGUAAAAGAAGUGGGACAGUUUGCAUCCCAAGAACAGAAUUAAGUUUACAAAACUACAUGAGCUUCUCUAGCAUCAUAUUUAAAGGGGCAGUAUUAUGCAUUUUCCAGGCACAUAGAGCCUGGAAACAUGAAACAUGACUUUAAAGAAAUUUAACUUUCUUACUAAUUACUAGUUUAACACCUUGAAAUUGGGCGUCUGUCUCUUUAAAAACUUCAGCUUUUUCUGAAACUCCACCUUCAGGAAGUCAUUACAAUGUUGCUCCUCUUUUAACCCCUUUAGAACGUUUUUAACCACCAUUUCACAGACAAAUGACUCCUAUAAUGAGGACAGCUAAUUGCUACUGGCUAGUCUGAAGGGGCAGGUCUGCUCUGUGAGGCAGAAGCUGAGAAACCGCAGCUCCGAGGAGGAGGCUGGGUCUAUCCAGGCGUUUUGAACAGCUGAAUGGUUGCCACGGGAGAUUAAAGGAUUUCUCAAAUGUGCAUGAAAAAAAUAAAUCAAGAGAGUAAUCCUGGUAUUUAACAUACUAACAUUAUAACAUGAUAAAAAGCUCAAAAACAUUUUGAUUUUACUUAAUACCGCCCCUUUAAAUAGUGGCCGCAGGCAGAUGUAGCAUUGUUUCAUGAAAGUCAUGUUAAAAUAUUUUAACUACUUGGAAAGACGAAGCUCAGAGAAUGUUCUCUGACGGCGAUUGAUUCAUGGGAAAAAAGAGCAACUUUUACAGGCUUAAUUCUGGUUUUGAUUUCAGUUCAAAGCAUCAAAAUAUUUUUUGUGUUUUUCUUGUGAAAUACUGUUUUGAAAAUUAACCGCUUUCACUGUUUUGAUGUAAUAUUGUUUUUGUCUCCAGUAUUUGGUUUGCUCAUAUUAUGUGACCUCUAUCAAAGACGUCUUAUGCUGAAAUUUAGCAGAGUUUCAAAUUUAGGUUGUAGUUUCAAAAACACAGACGGUGCUAACUUGUUUUCUUAGCUCUACGACUUAAACGCUUUCACCGUAUCUCAUUAAUCUUUUAUGGCGCUUGAGCAGAAGUCAUGUGUGUGCGUUGUAAGUGUGUGGGAGUAUGUGCUUGUAUGUUUAGUGGCUCCGAACGCAGCAUAACUAAAUGAAACUAUGAAUUUGUGUAAAAUAAAUGUGAAUGAAAAUGCUCGCAGUAGUGACGUACAUUCCAACACGCUGCGCAGGCUUCUGGCGUAAAUGUUGUUUACGGAGGCCUGCCUGUGUAAUUUGCUCUCAAUGCGCUCAGGGACGAUGCGUGGAACAAACGAGUUCCUUACUUAAGCCAGACAGACUGUUACAAUUGGUUUGUGUAAAAACAACAAAAAUAAAAUAAGGUCAUACUUUUAGGGACGUUAACAAAUGAGAAGAUAUUUUUGGCAUUUUUUUCCCAGUGUUUAAAGGAAACCAAUGUCUUGCGUGCAGUUGAUUGUGGAGAUUUAAGCUAAUAAUGGCUAUUUAGAGCAGAAUCUAUUCAAGAGCAAAUCUCUCCCCCAAAGACAUUUCCUAGCUACUUUAGAGAAUGUGAUAAUUAUUGUUUAUAUUGUAAAGACGGUUUUCCAACAAGACAAAUCCAGUUGUUUCCAUGUGUGGCUCUGAAGCUCCACACAACUCGGUACGCUAUUGGUGAUUUAUUCAUCAGGUUAGCUGCACUCUUUAUUUUGUUACCCAAUACAGACAGCUAGGAAACAAAAGCAACAUGCUAUUUUCUAGGUAGAUUGUGGAAGAUUUUUAUGAAUUUGAUGGUACAAAAAAUAUAUAUAGCGCAAAGAGAGAUGUGCAAGCACAUCUGGCUUAUCAGUUGCGGGAUACAUUUGGCAAUCGCCAUGCACGUGAAUAAAUCUGUGUUUUGGCUAAGAAGAUGGUGCCAAAUUAUCUAGCCAUCCUAUUUAAAUUAAAAACGUACAAAUACAGCAAAUUUACACAGAAAAAGCUGCAUUGUCAGUUUUCUGGUUUAGCAAAUUUUGAUGCUUAAUUUUUUAGAUUUAAAACUGUUUUUUUUUUUUUUUUUUGUAUGGAGCUAGAGCAUGGCGCUGAAAACUGAAAUGUCAGAGUGAAUUUUGAUAAACAUUGCUUUUUUCCUUAUUCAAAACUUUGAAUUGUUGCACUGUCAAAAUUGGAACGUUUUUUUUUCUAAAAUGGGUUGUAGUUUCAAAAACCUCCAUUUCCAGAAAUGUUUUCAUCAACACAGAAUCACUGAGGGCAGCCCAAAUUGCUAUCCUUACUCCCCCAGACCUGUAGGUGGCGCCAAACAUGUAGUCUGGGACAUGUUCAUAGGUUAGAGCUAAACAUAAUAAGAAAGCAAGAAUAGCAAGCACCAAACCACAAGGAGUAUUAAUCUUGAAGUUGGUUAAUGAACAGAUGCAGCACAAAUAUUUACCCCACCAUUGUUGUCGUUAUGUAAGACAUGCAUGGCUAGUUUGGUGUUUGAGGUUAAGCUAAUAAGGGUUUUCACAAAAGGGGCGUUUCGUUGUCCGUGGGAUUGUGGGUGGGCAAAAUUUUUCCAUUCUUUAGCCCCUUUUCAAAAGGAAAAAAAAACAUAUGUAGUCCCUUAAAGCAGUUUUUAGGAUACUGUGCUAAUGCUAACUGGUAUUAAUUAAAAAGCACAGGCACGUGUUAAUAUAUGGAGUUGAUUUAUUUAUUCAUGCCUAAGGUUCUGAUUACUAAAAAGACGAAACAAAACUGAAAAAUAAUUUAACUACCCCUUUAUUUAGUCUUUUUUGUUAAAUCUGAUAUGCAGUGAAAAAGAAAAUUCUUAGGAAUUACCCACAAUUUUAGCACUGAGUUACCACUUACCUCACAAUAAUUCAUUUCAAUUUAGUUUGGGUAGUUUUUUGUUUUUGCUUUUUACAAAUUUUCUCAUUUGUAGACGACAGAAUAUUAAUUUGACAUGACUGAAUUCAAUCGAUGAAACAGAAUUGGAAAAACAAUUACCACCAAAACAAACAAACAAACAAAAAACAUUAAUUUGCUUUGCUGAAACAUAUUUCUGCAAAUUUCCAUUACCUUUAGUGGGAGCUGUCUGGAAAUUUUCUUCUGGCAUUUUCUUAAAAUCACUAGAGAUGAACCAUUUUCCACCCUAAGCAACAUGAAAUGUCUCUGAAUUCACUCUGGGUGUCACAAAAUUAGCACCGGGAAAGAUGAAAAUUACACAAAGUGUUAAAUUGGUCCUUUGACCAGUGAGGGUUAGAUAUAAACUUGUUCAAAGUGCUUGGAAAUCUUCGAGGUUUCUGAUAAAAUCUGUUCUUCUUUAGACCCUGUUCCAAAUAGCCAUUAUCUUGAAUCCCAAAUGAGAAUGACAUGCCAGGAUAACGCUGAUACGCCACACAACGUCACUUUACCAAAACAAUCCGUCCCUUUAGCUGGGUUACUUUCUGCAGUCACUGCCUUUUGUGUAAAGAGAGGUUUUGUACGGUAGCAGUUUUCUAUCAUGUCACAGUGAGACGACCGACCGACGUUCAUGGCGUCGAUUUUGAAGAGGUUGAGCAAAAGAACCAUCAAUAAAUUUUGUUGUGUCA